Molecule: messenger RNA, 1863 nt
Organism: Cotesia glomerata
Lineage: Eukaryota; Metazoa; Arthropoda; Insecta; Hymenoptera; Braconidae
Exons: 2
Coding region: 320-1834 (504 amino acids)
Cellular component (GO): nucleus
Molecular function (GO): DNA binding
Source: RefSeq, a predicted model, not a curated record
AAAAUGUGUUUUUCUAUGAAUUAAUGCUUUGAGAUCUAUAUUUAUUACAUCUCAGAGUAAGAUUAUACUUUUUAAUGCUCAAAAAAUCUAGCAAAUAUUGAAUUUUAAUUGAUUAUCACUUUUAAUUUACUGCCGCGGUAAUUGUCACGGACUUUUGAAGCAUGUCAGUAUUACCGCGGUUUUCGUACUUUACCACGGUAAUAGAAACAUCUGUAAUAUCAGACGGAUGCGACAACUGCCGCGGUUGAAAUGUACUUAGUUAUAACCUCUAAAUUAAUAUAUCUCGUGUUGUUGAUCUCACAGUAAACACUUAAAUACAAUGGCAAAAACUAAAAAAAGUUCUAAAAAUACAAAAAAGCAAGUUAAAAAUGUAAGCUUUAAAAAAAAAAAGUGUAACUACAAGCAUGAAAAUUUAAUAUUGGCAGUGAAAGAAGCGCAAGAGGGAAAAAGUAUUGCAGAACUAUCAAGGAAAUAUCAAAUACCCGAAUCAACGAUAAGAGAUAGAAAAAUUGGUAAAUAUGUAGACAAACCACCAGGACCAUCAACAGUACUUAGUGCUAAAGAAGAAUGUGAACUUGUUGCUUGGAUUUUUUUGUGUACUAGCCGAGGAUUUCCAGUUACAAAACAUCAGUUAAUUGAAAGCGUAAAACUAAUAUGUGAUCACGAUAAGCGAAAAACUCCUUUCAAAACUAAUCGACCAGGAAGAGGUUGGUAUGAUAGUUUUUUAAAGCGUCACCCAACUGUGUCUGAAAGAAUAGCUGAAAAUGUAUCACUGAAUCGAGCUAAAGUAUCUGAGGAACACAUACGCUCAUGGUUUACAGAAAUUAAAUCUUAUUUAACUGAUGAAGAUCUACUUUUAAUUGAUUCAACUAGGAUUUUUAAUUCUGAUGAAGCUGCAGUUUCAUUAAAUCCAAAGCCACCAACUGUUCUUGCUCCAAAAGGUUUAAAAAAUGUAUAUAAUGUUGUGAAUAACAAUGAAAAAGAAAAUGUCACUGUGCUAGUAACAGCCAAUGCAGCAGGUACUCUUGCUCCGACUUUGGUGCUAUUUAGUGGAGAAAGUUUACCUAAAGAUGUUAUUAAGGUAGCACCAGCUAAUUAUAGUUUUGGUCACUCGGAGAAUGGUUGGAUGACAGCUAAAAAUUUCUAUGAGUACAUAGCAAAUGUUUUUUAUCCGUGGUUGAUAGACAAGAAGAUAAAACUACCAAUUAUAUUAUAUAUUGAUGGACAUUCUUCACACAUUACUUUGCCAUUAAGUGAAUUUUGUCGUGAGAAAAAAAUUAUCCUAAUUGCAUUGUAUCCUAAUUCUACGCACAUUCUUCAACCUUUGGACGUGGCUUUGUUCCGUACUUUUAAAAUGGCUUGGCAAAAAUCCUUUCAAGCUUUUUGUCAGAAAUGCGGUACUGUAAGUAUUAAAAAGUGUCAAUUUGCACUUGUGCUAGAAGAAACUUUUAAAAAAUUAGAUCUUAAAAAAAUCAUGGAACAUGGAUUUAAGGCAUGUGGACUAUGUCCCUUGGAUGUUAAUGCUAUUGACUUUAAAAAAGUUUUCAAUAGAUUAAAAAGUUCAUCUAGUGAAACAAUAAGUAAUUUAGAAACGACAGAAGAAAAUACAAAGAAUAUUGAAGGAUUAACUUUUUUGGAAAGUUUAAUCGAUAAAACUAAACUAGAAUCGUUUAAAAAUCAUGGCAGCUCUAAUUGGACUGGACCAGAAGAAGAUAAAAGUCUCUUUGACGUAUGGUAUUUAGCAACGAAUAAAAAAAUUGAUCAAAUUGUUGAUUUCCCUGAGGAGAAUUUUUGGUUGAAGGAACCACAAUGUCUCUCCAAGGAAACCAUCUAGAAGAUGCUGACAACAUAGCAAUACCACUA